GGCUGGGCGCAUGCGCGCGCGCGGGGAAGCCUGGCCGCGCCGCACGCUCGCGACCCCUCGGCUUCUCUCGACAUGGCGCUGCGGCGGCGGCGUCGGGGGCUCCUGCUCCGCGCGCGGCUGCCCGACUUCUUCCUCCUGCUGCUCUUCAGGGGCUGCUUGAUAGGGGCCGUCAAUCUCAAAUCCAGCAACAGAUACCCAGUGGUACAGGAAUUUGAAAGUGCGGAGCUGUCUUGUAUCAUUACAGAUUCACAGACAAGAGAGCCCAGGAUCGAAUGGAAGAAAAUUAAAGAUGCUCAGACCACAUACGUGUUUUUUAACAACAGAAUACAGGGGGACUUGGCAGGGCGUGCAGAGCUGUUGGGGAAAACCUCUCUGCAGAUCUGGAACGUGACCAGAAGAGACUCUGCUCUUUAUCGCUGUGAGGUGGUUGCUCAAGACGACCAAAAAGAAAUGGACGAGAUUGUCAUUGACUUGACUGUGCAAGUGAAGCCAGUGCCUCCGGUGUGCACGGUACCAAAGGCUGUGCCCGUAGGCAAGAUGGCCACGCUGCACUGCCAGGAGAAGGAGGGCUUUCCCCGGCCUCAUUACAGCUGGUACCGCAACGACGCACCCCUGCCCAAGGACUCCCGCGCCAACCCCAGAUUCCAGAAUUCCUCUUUUGUCAUCAACUCUGAAACGGGCACUCUGGUGUUCAGCGCGGUUCGCAAGGAGGACUCCGGGCAGUACUACUGCAUGGCUUCCAACGACGUUGGCUCGGCCAAGUGCGAGGCGCAGGAGAUGGAAGUCUCACAGGGAGCCCCGAGAAUGAGGAGUUUUCUUCCUAAGACGCCAGGCUCCUCAUUCUGUAGACAGUGUAUCCGUCUCCUCCAGUGGUUAACUCAGGAUUUAGCCAGAGGAGCGUUCAGGCUUCUCUACCCGCCAGGCCCCUUUCCUACAGGGCCAGGGGCAGCAGCAUUGGACGUGGAGGCCUCGGCGCCUUUCCACGUGAGGACGGGCACGGGCCUGAGUGCGCUAGGAGAGUCUGCGUGUCCUCCCCCGUCUGGCACAGGGAGGAGGCACUGCCGGGUCAGGUGCUUGGUGAGGCCAGAUAGUGUGGAGCCUCUCCUCCCUCCACCUCCCUCCCAUCCAGAUGACCUGAACGUGGGCGGGAUCAUCGGAGGCGUUCUGGUGGUCCUGGCUGUGCUGGCCCUGAUCACCGUGGGCAUCUGCUGUGCGUACCGACGCGGCUACUUCAUCCACAAGCAGGACGAGGAGAGUUUCAAGAGUCCGGGGAGGCCCGACGGCGUUAACUACAUCAGAACAGAUGAGGAGGGCGACUUCAGACACAAGUCGUCGUUUGUGAUCUGA
This is a messenger RNA of Myotis myotis, 1347 nucleotides long. RefSeq names its product junctional adhesion molecule 3 (gene JAM3). The transcript has 9 exons. The coding region runs from base 73 to 1347 and encodes 424 amino acids. NCBI's taxonomy places the organism in Eukaryota, Metazoa, Chordata, Mammalia, Chiroptera, Vespertilionidae. Gene Ontology annotation, molecular function: protein heterodimerization activity; protein homodimerization activity. The record is from RefSeq and is a predicted model, not a curated record. Gene Ontology annotation, biological process: angiogenesis; cell adhesion.